AGACACAAGCCCACCUCAAUCGCAUCUCUCUACAAAAAAAAAGGUCCAACCGCCCAACGACCUCUCACCUGCGACGACCAUCUCGAUUGCGCAGUCUACAUCGCAAUCAUGGCGCCGCGAUCCUACUCAAAGACCUACAAGGUCCCUCGUCGACCAUUCGAGUCUGCUCGUUUGGAUUCGGAAUUGAAGAUUGUCGGCGAAUAUGGCCUGCGCAACAAGCGGGAAGUCUGGCGUGUCCAGCUCACUCUGUCCAAGAUCCGUCGUGCUGCCCGUCAACUCUUGACCCUGGACGAAAAGGACCCCAAGCGUCUCUUCGAAGGCAACGCCCUGAUUCGCCGUCUCGUCCGUGUCGGCGUGCUUGACGAAUCUCGCAUGAAACUCGAUUACGUGUUGGCACUCAAGGUCGAAGACUUCUUGGAGCGCCGCCUACAAACCUGCGUCUACAAACUCGGGCUCGCCAAGUCUAUCCACCACGCUCGUGUCCUCAUCAAGCAACGACAUAUCCGAGUUGGCAAGCAGAUCGUCAAUGUUCCCUCCUUCGUUGUGCGACUGGAUAGCCAGAAGCACAUUGACUUCGCGUUGACAAGUCCCUUCGGUGGUGGCAGACCUGGCCGUGUCAGGAGAAAGAAGGCCAAGGCUGCUGAGAAGAAGGAUGAGGAUGGCGAGGAGGGUGGCGAGGACGAGGAGUAGAUCACGCGAUGAGAUAACGAGUGGCGACUACUCGGUCCUUCCAGCACUGACGACAUCGAUGCUGAUAAGAACGUGGGCAUACCUGAUGGAGGGAGGGCUAUGUGCUAAAAGCAAAAGAGAGCCCAUCCCGGCAAGAUCAAGGGGGGAGACCCGAAUGAAAUGUCAAGUCGAGGAUUUCACCAUGCCAGCGCCUAGUUGGCAUCAAUUAGCGAUACCAAGUUUCCUCAUGCCAAAAACUUCAUCACAUUUCAUUUCCGUUUCUCGAUCUAGGGUAUCAUCGUGAGGGAUAUCAGUAACGCCGGCAGCCUUCCAAGAUACCCGUACAAGUACAUCGUUCCCUGCCUGUAUACCUUCAUUUUCUUGUCAGGAGUUGUGCUUUUCAUCCAGCCCUAGCAACCC
This is a messenger RNA of Cladophialophora immunda, 1089 nucleotides long. Its product is annotated as 40S ribosomal protein S9. The record is from RefSeq and is a predicted model, not a curated record. Gene Ontology annotation, molecular function: rRNA binding; structural constituent of ribosome. NCBI's taxonomy places the organism in Eukaryota, Fungi, Ascomycota, Eurotiomycetes, Chaetothyriales, Herpotrichiellaceae. The transcript has 4 exons. The coding region runs from base 109 to 690 and encodes 193 amino acids. Gene Ontology annotation, biological process: positive regulation of translational fidelity; translation. Gene Ontology annotation, cellular component: cytosolic small ribosomal subunit.